GUCCGUUGGGUCUGCGUUAGCUAAGUGUUUUGAUUCUACCGUCAAUUCGGUCAUUUGUACUUGCGUCAAUAACAAAUAUUUUUGACUCAACUUUGUUCAUAAUUUUCGUUUUAAAUAGAACACAGGAUAGCUCAAUUUGUUUUUCCCAAUUGACAAACACUAUGAAUUUGAAAAAUUCCAAGUUUUACAAAAGAAUUCAGGAGCUGCGCAAUUUCUCAAAAGAGAAAAUACGAAAGGAUCGAGAGCAACGGGGCCUGCGCACCCCAGUCAUACGUGGCGUGGAAAUGGCCUUGUCCGAGUCCAAAUGCGUGGCGCCCGUCAUUGAAUUGGAAUGGUCCCAGCUGGCGGGCCCCCUGACGGAGACCUGUUCGCCGCGCCGACACCCCUCCCCGCCCAAGGUCAAACACAGCAAGAAGAAGGCAGGCGCGGUGGCACAGCCACGCCUGAAGGGCGGACAAGGAUUUCAGCCGGUCAAGACAAUCGGCUUGAAUGACCAGGUGCCAGUCGAGGGCUAUAUAGAUCUGAACCAUUUGCGGUUUCGUGUGGCCUGCACAGCCCGAACAGAUACCUCUCCACGACGCGAGGAAAUUCUGAAAGUUUGUGAUUCAAAGAACGCAAUUUGUGUAUCAAAUUCGCGUUACGCGAUGAUCGGUCGCAUCUCCAAAUCUUUGGGUUAUAAAUUGGUCAAGGAGUCGAAAUUGUGGAAUAUCCUGUGGUCUGAUUCGUUUCCCGGCGUCGAGCUCUUCAAGAACAUGAAACGCUUUCAGCAGAUCAAUCAUUUUCCGGGCAUGAUCGAAAUAUGUCGCAAGGAUCUGCUCUCACGUAACCUAAAUCGCAUGCUCAAACUGUAUCCACACGACUACAAAAUAUUUCCAAAAACCUGGAUGUUACCCGCUGAUUAUGGCGACGCAAUGCACUACGCUCAGAAUCACAAGCGCACGUUCAUUUUGAAACCGGAUUCAGGCGCUCAGGGCCGCGGCAUUUGGUUGACCAACGAUCUGAAGACCAUUGGCCCCAACGAGCGCCUCAUCUGUCAGACCUAUAUACAUCGACCGCUGCUCAUCGAUGGCUACAAAUUCGAUUUGCGCGUUUACACUUUGAUUACGUCCGUGGACCCAUUACGGCUUUACGUCUACAAUGAGGGUCUGGCACGGUUCGCCACCAACAAAUAUGUGGAGCCCACUCCGGGCAAUGCCCACGAUCUGUACAUGCAUCUGACCAACUACUCGGUGAACAAACGCAACUCCCAGUACGAUCUGUGCGACAAUGACGAUUGCGGCAGCAAACGGAAGCUGAGCGCCAUUAACAAUUGGAUGAGCAGGCACAACUAUGACGUGGGCGAGUUCUGGUCGAAUGUGGACGACGUCAUCAUCAAGACCGUGCUGAGCGCGUGGCCGGUGCUCAAGCACAACUACCAUGCCUGCUUUCCGGGCCACGAUACCAUACAGGCCUGCUUCGAGAUACUCGGCUUCGACAUUCUGGUGGACUGGAAGCUGAAGCCGUACAUACUGGAGGUGAAUCAUUCGCCCAGCUUUCACACCAACGAGCAGGUCGACCGUGAGGUCAAGAGGCCACUCAUCAGGGAUACCUUAUCUCUGGUCAGCACCGUGCUGGCGGAUAAGAAGCAGAUUUUGCGAGAGGAUCGCAAACGCGUCAAGCAGCGCCUGCUCAAGUCCAAGAGCGACGUGCAACGCUCACGCCUUGUGGCAGGCGCUACCAAGGGUUUGCCCAACAAGGAAGGUAGUCCUACGAACAAGGAGCAGUCACCAGAGCCAGAGGCCGAUUCCCUGGCCCAGCAAAUUGCCUGGGAGGAGAGUCACAUGGGGAACUUUCGUCGCAUCAUGCCACCACCAGAUCCCAGUCGAAUCAACUACUACGGCAAGUUCUUUGGCCAGACCAAUCUGGUGUCCAUUUUCCAGGAGACGGCGGCCAGCAAGAAGCGCGAGGAUCUCGCACGUAAGAUGCGCCUCCAGAUCGAGGAAAAGAAGGCGAAACAGGAGCAAAUGCUGAACUCUCGCAGCAAGCGCAAACGUUUGAUUCAGCCCCGUAUAGCGCGCGAGAAGCAUCGCCUGAAUCUCUUCCGUCUGAAGGAGAACUGGGCACCCGGCUUUAUAUCCGAGGCUGAGGAGCGCUUGCGGAAUACCUGGCAACAGAUGCGCACCGAUGCUAUAAAGAAUCUAAAAAUUACAGAGAACAUAUACUCACUGCUCUUCCAGUUUGGUCAUUUGAGCAAUACAGAUAUAUCGACGUUUCCAAAUUUGUAUCACUAUUUGCAAUGUGGUUAUGAUAUAACGGGAGCUACGGGAGCUACGUGAGCGUUGGCCUAGAAGAGGACUGGUGGGGCAGUUGAGAUAGAAGCGAUGUACAGUCUAAAUAUAUAGUGCAUAAAAUCAAAAAACCCCAUUCAAAUCAACAGACAAGAUCGAGGUCUAUUUCAAUUUGGUGGUCGCAGAUGAGCUUGGCUCUGCAAAAA
Messenger RNA from Drosophila navojoa, 2473 nucleotides. RefSeq names its product Tubulin tyrosine ligase-like 6B (gene TTLL6B). Gene Ontology annotation, biological process: microtubule cytoskeleton organization; protein polyglutamylation. The record is from RefSeq and is a predicted model, not a curated record. Gene Ontology annotation, cellular component: ciliary basal body. NCBI's taxonomy places the organism in Eukaryota, Metazoa, Arthropoda, Insecta, Diptera, Drosophilidae. Gene Ontology annotation, molecular function: tubulin-glutamic acid ligase activity; tubulin binding.